Fraxinus pennsylvanica is the source of this 1104-nucleotide messenger RNA. The record is from the annotation of a GenBank genome assembly. NCBI's taxonomy places the organism in Eukaryota, Viridiplantae, Streptophyta, Magnoliopsida, Lamiales, Oleaceae.
AUGUUCUCAAAGAAAAAGAGGCUAGGGAAGCUGAAGAACAUCAGAACAAAGGACCUGACUCAAACCCUAGCCCGUACCGGUUCAAUCUGUGAAGAGAGAAUUUGGUUGAAGAAAAAAGGCAUGGGGAACAGAUGGUGGACAGGAAAUAUGGUGAUGAACCCAAUUUUAUCAGCAUCAUCAUCAGCUCCAUUUCUUCACCUUGGAAGCACUGCAGAGGAUAAAAAUGCUGUCUUGAAUCCCCUUGGACUGCCUAGAAGAGAGCAAGUAUUUAUGGAUACAACCACCAUCAAUCCAUCAAAUAGCAUUGGAAGCAAUGUCAAUCCAAAUCUGAACCAAAAUUUUGAAGAUGGAGAGAGUCAAAAAAAUGUACACGAAGUUGAAGACGAGAAGCCGCCAGGAGAUCCCGAGAUUUUAAAGCCCGCUAUCUCCGGAUGUCGGCCAAGAGGCAGACCACCUGGCUCGAAAAACAAGCCCAAGUCUCCAAUUGUGAUAACAAAAGAAAGUCCUAAUGCUCUACAUAGCCAUGUGUUGGAAAUCAGUAGUGGCAGUGACAUUGCAGAAAGCAUUGCCACCUAUGCACAGCGGCGUCACUGCGGUGUUUCAGUUUUGAGUGGCAAUGGAGUUGUAACCAAUGUGACCUUACGUCAACCAGCUGCACCGGGAGGGGUGAUAGCCCUCCCUGGGAAAUUUGAGAUACUAUCAUUAUCGGGUGCGUUCUUGCCAACACCAUCGCUUUCAGCAGCCACUGGACUUGCUGUGUACUUGGCUGGUAGUCAGGGGCAAGUACUGGGUGGCACCGUGGUGGGUGCAUUGGAGGCAUCAGGACCAGUAAUGGUGGUUGCUGCCACAUUUACCAAUGCAACAUAUGAAAGGUUGCCUUUAGAAGAGGAGCAGGCUAGUGAAGAAAUCCAAGUACAACCCGAAUCAAGAGUGAACACAGGAAACAGUGGUGCUUCGGGGUCCCAAUCUCAUUGUUUGCCGACUGAUGCCCCGUCUCCUUUUGUAGGUUUAUAUAAUCUACCACCGGAUUUGUUGCCCAUCAAUGGUCAAAUGCCGCACAAUGGCUUUUGGACGGCUCCUCCACGGCCUCCACCUUCUUAUUGA